Molecule: messenger RNA, 782 nt
Organism: Brassicogethes aeneus
Lineage: Eukaryota; Metazoa; Arthropoda; Insecta; Coleoptera; Nitidulidae
Source: the annotation of a GenBank genome assembly
CUUUAUGCAUGUUGACAAGUUGUUGCCAAUGAACACAAUAAAAUGAAAAACAGCGAAAAUCCGGACGAUCUGCAAUUUAAAAACGAAAACCCUGGUUCAGUAAAAUUUGGUAAUUUUAUAAAUUACUAUAAAUUUCAUCCGCCAGAGCAAAGAACAGAACACUUACCAUUGGACCUAUGGUAUAGUGAAAAAAAUUGUAAACAAGUAUUGUUGGAUGUAGGGUGUAAUGCUGGAAAUUUGACCAAAUCAAUUUAUGAUGUUUUUAACGAAUCCUUAUCAACAAACACAGACAUCCUGGGUAUUGAUAUUGAUCCAGAAUUAAUCAAAAGGGCAAAAGAAAGUUACGAGUGUAAUAAUAUACAAUUUAAAACCAUGAAUAUCAUGGAGGAAUCAUCAGAUUUAAAAGAUUUUUUAGAUAAACAUUCAAUAGAUCAAUUUACAACAACUUUCUGUUUCUCUGUAACAAUGUGGAUUCACCUUAAUUAUGGGGAUGAUGGUUUGAAAAAAUUCCUAUGGAAUUUAUCAAAAUUAUCAAAGAUUUUAGUCAUAGAACCUCAACCCUAUAAAUGUUACAAAGAAGCUGUAAAAAGAUUGAAAAGCAGCAAGGAAGAAUUUUCUUUCUUUAAGGAUCUCAAAAUAAGGCAAACUGUAGAGGAAGUUAUAGAAAAAUAUUUACUAAAUCAUUGCCACAUGACUAAAAUUUAUGAAAGUGAAAGAAUAAGUUGGGGAAGGAAAUUAUUAUGUUUUAAAUCCUCAUAACAAAAUAUAUUUUUAGUUGGAGA